AUAUAUCUUUCGCUCGUGCAGAAAAAAACGACACAACCCUGUUCGUUAGGGUUACAUUCCUCAUUUCUAGUUCCUAACAAUGGCGGGGAACGAUAGGUUGCUUUUACAUGGUGACCUCGAUUUGAAAAUUGUUGAAGCGAGGAGGCUACCUAACAGGGAUACCUUCUCCGAACGUAUGCGCCGUUGCUUCAAGCCUUGCAACUCCUGUAUUAAGCCUCCUACAUACGACUAUGAUCAUCCCAGAGUCGACAGUGACGGCGAAGAAGAGAGUUCCGAAGACGAGGACGACGAGAACAUUCGUCGCCGCCUCCCUAGGGAUACCAGCGAUCCCUACGUCACCGUGUCCGUCCCGCAUGCGAGAGCGACUCUCGCUCGUACGCGCGUUCUGAAGAACUCCACGGAUCCUGUUUGGAACCAGCAUUUCAACAUUUUCGUAGCGCAUCGGCUGGCUUACCUCAAGUUCAAAGUCAAGGACCACGACGUCUCCGGUGCACAGACCAUCGGCACUGUCCGUGUCCCGGCUCAAGAAAUCGCCUCCGGCGAACGCAUUGCGAGAUGGUUUCCUAUCCUCGGCCGCCGCUCAAGAAAGCCGCCGAAGAAGGAAACCGCUCUCCAUAUUGAUUUGAGAUUUACUCCGUUCGAUCAAAUCCAAACCAAGACGACGCUUGGUGGUGGUGUUACGGGGACUUAUUUCCCACUGAGGAAAGGGAGUCAGGUGAGGCUUUACCAAGACGCUCACGUGAUGGACAGAAUGCUACCCGAGAUUCGGUUGGACAAUGGGAAAGUUUAUCAACAAGGGAAAUGCUGGGAAGAUAUGUGCUAUGCUAUCUGCGAGGCUCACCAUAUGAUCUACAUUGUUGGCUGGUCUGUCUUCCACAAGGUGAAGCUGAUCAGGGAACCUACAAGGCCAUUGCCUAGAGGUGGGGAUUUGUCGCUUGGGGAGUUGCUGAAAUACAAAUCGGAAGAAGGUGUUCGAGUUCUGCUACUUGUAUGGGACGAUAAGAGUUCUCGUGAUAAGUUUGGGAUAAGCACGCAAGGAGUUAUGGGGACACAUGAUGAAGAGACUAGAAAGUUUUUCAAGAAUUCUUCUGUGAAAUGUAUACUGUCACCUCGUUAUGCCAGCAAUAAGCUUGGAUUGGUCAAACAAAAGGCAAUUGGCACUCUCUUCACGCACCAUCAGAAGUGUGUUCUUGUAGACACUCAGACUGCUGGUAGUAAUCGCAAAGUCACAGCUUUUAUUGGUGGGAUCGAUCUUUGUGACGGCCGCUAUGACACACCUGAGCACCGGAUAUUACACGAUCUUGACACUGUAUUUAAGGACGAUUUUCACAAUCCUACAUUUCCAAGUGGUACCAUGGCUCCAAGACAACCUUGGCACGAUAUGCAUUGUAGGAUAGAUGGGCCUGCGGCAUAUGAUGUUCUCAUAAAUUUUGAGCAACGGUGGAGAAAAGCGACACGAUGGAAAGAUCUCUGGCUAGAUGAUUCUUUGUUACGGAUAGGACGUAUAUCAUGGAUACUAAAUCCAGAGUUUAAAUAUCAGAUAGAUGGUACUUUACAUGUUCCAGAGGACGAUCCAGUUGUUUAUGUUUCUAAUGAAGAUGAUCCUGAGAACUGGCAUGUUCAGGUGUUCCGUUCUAUCGACUCAGGAUCCGUGAAAGGAUUUCCAAAAUAUGUAGAUGAGGCUGAGGCCCUGCAUCUAGAUUAUGACAAGCGUCUAGUAGUUGAUAAAAGCAUCCAGACUGCGUACAUCCAGAUAAUCAGAUCUGCUCAGCAUUUCAUAUAUAUCGAGAACCAGUAUUUUAUUGGUUCUUCUUAUGAUUGGCCUGAUUAUAACGAUGCAGGAGCUGACAAUCUUAUUCCUAUGGAGUUAGCACUAAAGAUUACUAGUAAAAUUAGAGCUAAAGAAAGAUUUGCUGUCUAUGUCGUCAUACCAAUGUGGCCUGAAGGCGACCCAAAGUCUGGACCUAUGCAAGAAAUUUUAUAUUGGCAGAGCCAAACUAUGCAGAUGAUGUAUUAUGUUAUAGCACGAGAACUGAAGUCGGUCCAGUCAAAUGCGCAUCCUCUAGACUACCUUAACUUUUACUGCCUUGGUAAACGAGAGCAACUUCCAGAUGGUAUGCCAUCCACCAGCGGCAGUGCGGUAUCUGAUUCUUAUAAGUUCCAGCGUUUCAUGAUCUAUGUGCAUGCAAAGGGGAUGAUAGUAGAUGAUGAAUAUGUACUUAUGGGAUCUGCUAAUAUCAACCAAAGAUCUAUGGCCGGCACGAAAGAUACCGAGAUAGCCAUGGGUGCAUAUCAACCCCAUCAUACAUGGACUAACAAGGGAAAACACCCACGUGGCCAGGUGUACGGGUAUAGGAUGUCCUUGUGGGCAGAGCAUUUAGGCAAAACUGGAUAUGAGUUUGUGGAGCCUGCUGAUCUAGAAUGUGUCAAGAACGUGAAUGAAAUCGCUGAAGGGAACUGGAGAAAGUUCAUAGAUUCGGAGUUCUCAGAGUUGCAAGGCCACUUGAUUAAGUAUCCUCUGCAUGUAGACAUUGAUGGUAAUGUAAUCCCUCUUCCAGAUUAUGACAGUUUCCCAGAUGUUGGUGGUAAGAUCAUUGGACAUGAUUCCAAGGCUAUCCCUGAUACUCUAACCACGUAAUGUUUAAUGGCUAAUGUUAAAGUGAAAGUGUUGUACAUUGUAACUGUGUUUAUUUAUAUUCUAUUGUGAUUUUUUGUCAAACUGUUUUUUCUUUGGGGUUUCAAAAACUAAAAUAAU
Raphanus sativus (radish) is the source of this 2755-nucleotide messenger RNA. RefSeq names its product phospholipase D delta-like. The transcript is spliced from 9 exons. Lineage: Eukaryota; Viridiplantae; Streptophyta; Magnoliopsida; Brassicales; Brassicaceae. Gene Ontology annotation, cellular component: plasma membrane. The coding region runs from base 80 to 2638 and encodes 852 amino acids. Gene Ontology annotation, molecular function: D-type glycerophospholipase activity; calcium ion binding. The record is from RefSeq and is a predicted model, not a curated record. Gene Ontology annotation, biological process: phospholipid catabolic process; phosphatidylcholine metabolic process.